Schistocerca gregaria is the source of this 2072-nucleotide messenger RNA. RefSeq names its product histidine-rich glycoprotein-like. The record is from RefSeq and is a predicted model, not a curated record. Lineage: Eukaryota; Metazoa; Arthropoda; Insecta; Orthoptera; Acrididae. The transcript is spliced from 3 exons. The coding region runs from base 160 to 438 and encodes 92 amino acids.
UGCUUGAAACCAUACGUAAGUUCGCAAGCACGAGCUGAGGCCGCUCGCGCUGCUUUACUUGUAAAUUAUUGCGCUGCUGGCCUCAUCUUUCUGACGGAGAGCUGGUUGCCGGUGAUUUCUAGAUUCUUCAUUUUGCAAAUCACAGCCUUCACCGCUGCAAUGACGGGAAACGGACACCACUGCCACCACGGUCCACCCCCACCGCCGCAUCAGCACUGUCCCCACUGCCCGCAUCACGGCCCACCACCUCACCACCACCACCAUCACAGCCCACCACCUCACCACCAUCACCACGGACCGCCACAUCACCACCAUGGACCACCGCCGCCGCCGCCACCACCACCACAUCAUGAUCCACACCAUCACCAUCACCACCAUCACGGACCACCACCACCGCCGCUGCAUCAUCACCACGGACCACCUCACCACCAUCACUGAGCUUACCCUAACCUUGUCUAGUGGGUACUAAAUGCAAAUUUUCAUUCCUUCUAUCCAUCCUCCCUGAAAUGUAGGUUAUAUUCCAUAAAAAACCUAAUAGUAGGUGUUGCUAAUCACACUCUAGAAAAAUGUAUCUGACAAUUCUGUGUAAGAUUAUGUAAUUACUGGAUCUUAAGGAAAAGCAUAAAGGGAACUUUUUGUAAUGCUAUUUCAUUUCUAAAAAUAUUGUGUCAGCAUAAUUGAAAAAAGUGCUAAAACAAACAAUCACCCAAAGUUUCCUGUAAAACCAAUGCAGAUAACAACUAAUGUUUUCAAUAUGUAAUUUGUAAAUAAACUGCUCUUCACAGUGGUUCACAAAUAUCGCUUGCAUAUACUAAGUGCUUAUAAUCAUCAAUAUUCUUACUGAAAUAUGAUCCUUGUGCAUUUGUACCAAUUAAAUUUGUACAGACCAGCUUAACAUAAAAGAUUGGUACAGUGUGCAUAGCACACAAGUCAUAUUACCUCCUGCAAUCACCAACAAUGAAAAUAUCAAGUUUUUGAUAAGGUAACUGAGAUCAUGUUCCAACUUAUAUAAUACUGUACAUGGUAUAUGAUGGUGUACAACCAAUGAUAAUAUCUUGUAUGUGACUACAUGCCACAAUGAAUUAAAUUAAUAAUGAAAAUACAACAAAUAAUUUUAAAAAAUACAUAUGUCUCAAAUGAAAGACACUUCACAAUGACUACAUCUGAUUCCAACAAACUUUUUUUUUUAAUUUUAUAACACUGUGUAUCAAAACAUUUGGAAUUUGAUUUGUCACAAAGAAAUAAGAAGAAAAGCUUAUACCAAUAUGGAACUGGGAACGCUCAGUGUGUGUUUUGAUACAUCUAGGACACAUUGUUCAUGACUGCUAUUUAGAACAUUUCUAAUGAAGGCUUUUAGAGGAGAACUGCAACCAUUUCUCACUUAGAAGACAUUAGGGUUUCCACAUGUUCCAAUUUUGUAGGGAUCGUCUCUCCUACAUGAGUAUAAUGGGACACCCUCAAGUUCCUAUUUUUCUGGUUUACUUAUACAGUUUCACUUUCUUUAUGUCAUAAUUUUUAAUUUCAUAUUCUUAAUUUUAUCAUCUUAUUCUUGUUAGCCAAAGUCAUUAUGUGUAAAACACACAAGGGAGCAGCAAAACAAUGAGUUUCAAAGUCAACUGUUUUGCUGCCUCAUUCUCAUAAUAGUUAGUGUUGAAGAGGCAGUUGUUUAUGUGAUGUGACCGAGUGGAGGUGUAGUGACACUUUGUGUGCUAUUGCUGUUCCGUAAGAGCAAACCAUGAUUAAUAUUAAGGUGAUUUUGAGGUUUUAAAAUGAUCAGUAGAUUAAUUGAAAAUGCAAAUAGCAGUAGCAGUCAGUGUAGUAAUGACAAUUAUGUCAGUCAGAAUGAAAACUGAAAGAAAAAAUGGAAAGAAUGAGCUCAUUUUGUAAUGAAUGGUUAGAAGAUAAACACUUUAAAAGUUGGUUAGCUAAAAGGGACAGAAAACUGUACAGUGUGUACUGCUUCCUUUUCAAUAAAAAGUAAGGGUAUUGAGUCUAUAAGAAAGUUUUUGUUGUGAAAGAAACAUAAAAUUUGUGUACAAUUAAUGUUCAAAAGUAAAGUGAUUGCAAUUUUU